AAAUUUGAUAGGUAUUUAGACUUCCAUGCUUUCCUAAAGAAACUUUUGCCGUGUGUUGAAUGCGGAUGACUGGGUUUCUUCGUACCUUCCGUCACAACUGACUUCCCCUUUGUGGGACGCGGCGGGUUUUGAGAACGGCCCUCCCGAGGUCGAGACGAGAAAUCGUUCUACACUGGACUGCCUAGGAUACCGUUCGUAUGCUGUUGUGUUGUGAUCCACAUAUACUGGUCCCAAAUCUGCUGUUUUUCCUUUUCCAAACCGUACGCAGGCGCUUUCGAGCCUGCCGCUGGUUACGGAGUGCCCUGUUUCGCGGACUAAAGAGUCUCAUCUCCUCCUCCAUUGUGCUCUUUUCCUUGCAAGAUGGCGUCUGUAGACAGUCCGUCCAUUUUGCCUGGCCGACUGACAGGGACAGGGACAGACAAGAUAGCUGUGGUUCCCAGGAAAAGUGUGAAACGGCUCUUUGUUCAAGCAAAACUCAAACUACACCAUAAUGGCGCACGUCUGCUUCCUCUCUGUGCGUUCGUCACGAUGAUGGCGAUUUCUUUUCUCCUGUUCGACAUCUUCUCUGCAAAUCCGACCUCAGUGGCGGUGGCAGAUGCAUAUCCUUGGUUUGACGACAUGGAUGAUGUGGGUGACGAACGCUAUUAUUCGCAUUUUCUAUCGGAGAUGGAUGAUGACAGUGUAGAGUCAAGAUAUCCCCCCGCGAGCGGUGACAGUAGCGAUAACUCACCCUUCGGGCACUUCCGGAUAGACUUUCGUGCGGGCACAGGAAAGGUGUCUGGCCGAAGACGAGGGCGCCGAAGAGUACCGCCUGCCGUGCACCGCAGGGCGGCCAUGCGUCGCCGCAUGAGGAUCGACUUGCUGGCUCUCGCGGCGCUCAUCACUGCCUGUUCUGCUGCCUUCCUCUGGACUAGAAAACUUCAACUCAAGCUCCAAGAAGAAGAAGCAGCUGUCGAGGCGCUGCAGAAGGACAAACAUUCUUGUUGGAGUGGCGACCAUUAUCGUCGCUGGAAUUCUCGUAAGUUUACCUGCUGGCAGCCAGGUAGCGUAGGGAUUUGUGGUUAAUUUUGAAGUUAGCGUGGUGCCUCAAGCGAGCUGGUCCUUAAAUGCUCAUCAUUCACUCCAGCGGCAUUAUCUUAGUACUUUGGUACGGUGUGGUCUCGUAGGCUUGUGUUUCACAUCCAUGUUGUACGUUCAGUACAGUUUAGGGCACUCGUUUUAACGCAGCUUCGUACUCGCCGCGGAGACCCUUCUCACACGGAACUAACGGCG
Toxoplasma gondii ME49 is the source of this 1272-nucleotide messenger RNA. RefSeq lists its product as hypothetical. Bases 361 to 1065 code for a protein of 234 amino acids. The transcript is spliced from 3 exons. NCBI's taxonomy places the organism in Eukaryota, Apicomplexa, Conoidasida, Eucoccidiorida, Sarcocystidae. The record is from RefSeq and is a predicted model, not a curated record.